AUGACGUCGCUCACUACUUUAUUCAACGUCGGGCCAGAAGAGUACGUCGAGUUCAACGAGUCACUAGGCAGCAAAGCCUUCCUAGAGCACGUCUGGGAUCAAGAGACUACGCCGCUCAAGCAAGGAGAAACCGCCGACUCUCGUCUCCGCAGCGCCGGAGCCCGUCUCUCGUCCACCACACCACCUAGCAUCGAGUUCCCCACAAUCCACCGCGUCAAAGGCCAAGGAAACUCGUAUCGCUUCACCGGCCGGUGGAUAGCGUGGGAAGAGCUACAUCGACGUCACCCCAUGGCGGUGUCUUCCCCGCCCGACGUGGAAGCUUUUCAGCGGCGAGGAGCCAAAGUGGGGGAAGGGGAGAGGCUUGGCGCAGGGGAGUGGUUGGGAGAAGAGAGCUUGAGUGCCGCAGCGAGGAGGAGAGGGGGAGGAAUAGAGAAGAAGGAGACGAGAGAAAAUGACGGAUGGAUAGGGAGGGGAAGUAGCCAGAGCAGGUAUGCGCCCAAGCCUGCGGGCGCAGCUUCAGCGGCCGCACCGCCUGCGCCGCUUCCUGCUGCUACGCCGCUCCUCCAAAGCAAUGGCUUUGCAACCUCCUCCUCAGCAUCACCAGCUCCUCGCUCCACGUCCCUCUUGGAUCGCUUCACUUCGCCCGGCGAGGACGAGCAGCAGCGCCGCCAAGGGCCAGCGCCAGCUGCUCCAGCUGCCCCCUUCCCGAACUCUCCCAAGACACCAGCUCGCAACAGGCCACCCCAGCUAGACCUCAACUCCACUCCUGUCCACAUGAGGCCGUUCAGCCUCCCGCUCGUUUCCCCUUCGACGACGAGGACGCCGCUCAGCGCUACAGCCCCUCUGCCGGAGACGCCGCUGAAGCACGGGACGAACCUGCCCUCCACCAAUGCUCCGAACGCAGCAGCACCAGCAGUAGCCCCGAGUGCUUCCGGCUCAACAGCCCGCCAAGCACUCUCUGAGCGCCGUCAUAGACCGCAUGUCCCACCCAUCUCACCAGCAGCGCACGAAGAAGCCACUCGUGGCUUGGGGCUCGGCCUGGGGCUCACUCCCACCCGCCCUACGGCUUUCGCGGCUGGGGGACCCCUGUCACCUGUAAACACGAGACGGGUCGAGCUACCCACUAUCCCCGCUUCUGAAGCGGGUCGCGAUGAUACUGAUGAGGAGGGCGAGGGUGAGGCGACGUACAAGGCGGGAGAGGGACUUGGAGGAGCUUCUCACGAGACGGUCGGCGUUGGCGCUGGCGGGAGAGACGAAGCGGUUGAUCAAAUCGAGUCGAUGCUCCUGCGACUACGUACGGCGAAGACUGGGUUGAAGACCGCGGGAAGCUCUGCUAGUCGAUGGGCUACCCCGCCCGCGCAGAAGGCUGCACUUUUGCCGGCUGAGUCAGAGCCCGCAGCGCCUCGUUCACGAGCUGCUGCGCAUCAGCCAGACCCCGAAAGCGAGGACGAGGGCGAGUCGACGCCUGUGGUGGCAAAGGUCAGCGGGGAUGACCAGCAGAAAGGCUGGGAUCUACUCUCCCGGCUCGGACCCGCAGCUCCCUCCUCCUCAACCUCCGAGGCCAUCCUCUCGCCGCCGCUUCUAGAUCUGAACGGGCAGCCGACUAGCUCAGCUGCAGGAGGAAAGGAGGGGAAGCCCACGACGAAAAGAGAAAAGCAGGGGAGAAAGGUGUCCGGCAAAGGAUUGGGUCUGAACCCACCAGCAGCGCCGGAGUCACUCCCACCGCCCACUCCACGUCUUGAUGGUGACGAGGGGGCUUUUGGAGACAAGCUCAUCGAGAAGGAUGUCGCUUCGUCACCGCCACUGCCGACUGCGCCGCGUGCUAUGAGGCAAAAGGACGAGGACCCAGAACCGGUGGCGGCCCCGCCUGCUGGAGAGGAGCGAAUGAAAGCAGAAGAGGUCGAGACGCCCAAGGCGGAGGAGCCCAGCGCUUCCGCUCCCCUGCGACCCGCUGCGCCGCCUUCUUCUCCGCCCAGGGAUCGCGCCGAAGAGCCGGGGACUCCCACCACACCAGCACCAGCUCCGGCCUCCUCAAGUCCUCCUCCCUCUACGCCCACCAUCCCGCAGUCUCCAACAGCCCACGGCAGCCUAGCCAGUCCCCUCUCACCGUCCACCUCCUUUUCCUCCUCCCAGCACUUCGACUGGGCAGCAGACGAGGACGACGACGAGGACGCUCUGCCUGAUCUGACCGACUGGGGUGUCGAGCUUCCGACCAGUGGGAGCGCACCCAGCAUCAGUACGACUGGGCCAUCCUCAGAGGUCAACGAGGAGACAAAGCCAGCACAAUCGGUGCAGCGUGAGCUCCUUCCUGCGAAGCAUGCGCCUACGAAGGGUGGCCGUGGAGGAGGCAAGACAGGAGGCGGCGUGAGCAAUGGCGCCUCAACGUCAGCGGCAAGCAACCCGGCAUACGCAGCCUGGCGCCGUGGAGACAGAGCAUCUUCUGUGCCUCUCUCCUCGUCUUCUCAGAAGGCUCCGACGCGAGAGCUCUUCCCCUCCACCACGUCCUCGGCCACAUCACCACACCCUUCUCAGCUGCAAGCAAGCAGAGCAGACGGGGACUGGAAAGCUGCUCGUGUCGCUACACUGGCCGCGGAGGAGAAGCGCGAGCCCAAGAAUGGUAAGGUCAAGACGGCCAGAGCGACGCCGUCUUCUGUGGCAGCCAAUGCGGCGAUUGCUGCUGCUACCACGCAGGGGGGCGGCGUAAAGAAGAAGGCCUCAAAGAAGACGCUGAAGGGAGGAGCUACGGAGGGAGUUGCACCUGGCACUCCGGCCAUGCCUUCCUCGACGACAUCGGCACCACAGCCGCAGGGCAUGCGGAUCGCCGGUAUCGCGAAUAGCGGCAGGUCCGUCUCCUCGGCAGCUUCUUCGGCUUCGAAGCAGCACGCCCCUUCUGCACCAGCAGCACGAGCUAGUGUUGUCACGCCUGCUUCACCGCCCAAGGGUCCUCGAGCGGACAGGGACAAGGGCAAAGUUGCUGUCGGUGGUAGUUCGGGUGGGAAGAAGGGGAGUCGUAAGUAG
Molecule: messenger RNA, 3018 nt
Organism: Jaminaea rosea
Lineage: Eukaryota; Fungi; Basidiomycota; Exobasidiomycetes; Microstromatales
Exons: 2
Coding region: 1-3018 (1005 amino acids)
Source: RefSeq, a predicted model, not a curated record